AUGUCGGAAUCAGUGGGAUUCAAAAAUACAACUUCAACUUCCCAGCCUCGACAAAAGCCUGGAGCCGCCUGCGAAGAAUGCCGGCGGCGAAAGCUCCGGUGUGAUCGACGACAGCCUCAAUGCGGAUUGUGUGAAGCGUCUGGCAAGGAAUGCCUGGUCUCGACGACUCGAUCUCUUCGCGGACCCAAGCGCGGAUAUCUAAAAGCCUUGCAGGCUCGAAUUGCUGUUCUUGAGGGAAGGCUACUUGAGCAAGAGCAACAGAAUAACCAAACCGGAAACGUACCGACAGUGGUGAACGAGAAUGCGGUUGGGAACCUACCAUGUAAUGAUCAGAACUUUGUACAGUGGGAUCUUCCAAUUCCGGAAGAAGAUAUGUUUUUGCAGGACCCGUGCUUCGGAUCGAAAACUAAUGACUCACUGGGAGAAUCGUCAUUCGACGCCAAUUCAUUCAACGUCCCAAAUGUUGUUGAAAAUGUCAAUGAUGAGGCGAGAUUCCAGGAUUUCGUCAAUGCCACGAAGGUGUUGGAUAUGUCUGAAGGGCCGGACGAGUUCAAUAUCUCAGAUUUAAUGCAGGCAGAUCUAAUUCACACAUUUGCGCCCAUUGUCCAUCAGCGCCAGUAUUUUUCUUGGAGCCGGCAGCCCAACAAAACCGAGGCCCAGAUAUGUUUACAAUACGCCAUGUGGACUCUCGCAGCGUCAGUAUCGGCGCAUUAUCAAAGCAUCCGGGACUCUUUGUACGGAUUUAUGCGCCGUGCACUCGAUUCCUUGGAAGCAGAAAAUAUAAACCUUGCGGUGACAGAUAUCGAGCAGGUUCAAGCUUGGCUUUUGCUAGCCAUUCAUGAGUUUAUGUGCGUGGAUUUCCGCCGAGCAUGGAUCAGUGCUGGGCGCGCAUUCCGGUUGAUUCAACUUAACUGGUUUCACAACAUAGAGCCCUUAAAUAUGACGAUCUCGCAGAUGGAAUGGGUUGAGGCUGAAAGAAAGAGGCGAACCUUUUGGAUGGCAUAUUGCCUGGAUCGAUUUGUUAGCAUCCGAACCGGGUCUCCAUUGACUUUUAGCGAACAAAUGAUCACGAUUCGUCUUCCUUCGCCCGAAGCUGCUUUUGAGAACGACCAGCCCACACUGAUGGGAUUUCUCUCAGAGGCAAUCGCGGCGACAGAGCCUAUUGCGCCAUCGACAUUUAUCGAAUGCAUCAUUAUGGCAACCAUUAGUGGUCGUGCUCUAGCCCACAGGCACCAGUUUUUGGUCGAUAAUAUCUAUCUCAACGCAAGGGAGGAUUUCUGGGACCACCACCACUGGAUCAAUUCCAUUCUAACCAGAAAAAUGGACAUAUUCACUUCAGAAUAUCCCCUCCGAAUACAGCAAACGGAUCCGAUGCUGCUUUUUAUCAGCAUGAUGUGGCGCACUACCGUUUUACAUCUUUCUCAGACAAUGGAGCAUGCGAUACCAUUGACAGACGAGAAGAGACCAGUAGUGGUGGAAUAUAUGGGGCUGUCCUCAAUAGCCGCACAGGAAAUGGCAGAUUUGACAAAAAAUUUAUCGCAACUCAACCGUUUCAAGGUGAGAAGAUGCCUCCAGAGUUAUACAUCAGAAGGGCUGAUGUGGCUGGCAUUGCUGUGA
Molecule: messenger RNA, 1617 nt
Organism: Coccidioides posadasii C735 delta SOWgp
Lineage: Eukaryota; Fungi; Ascomycota; Eurotiomycetes; Onygenales; Onygenaceae
Source: RefSeq, a predicted model, not a curated record